AUGCGGUUGCUGCGACCGACAGAUGCGCUUCCCUACUUUAAUCGAGACAUCGAGGCGCAGAAUGCCCGGAUCAGCACCCGGGUUCUUCGCAUGUGGCGGAGCCUGCCCCGGUUGAAGCGGACCCUGCUGCCGAUGUUUUUCAUCUUGUUCCUGUUCGGCGUCGUUUACUCGUUUGGAUCACCACUCCCCGCAGCCCAACAUUCUUCUGCUGACCUGCACGAAAUCGAGGAGAUCAACAUAAAUCGGAAAAAUCUUCACGAAGUACCGGCCGAGGUGCCAGAUUUAGCCGGUGUUGACGAUAACGCGAUAGGAGCCCAUGAUGCGGCGGAAGAAUUGUCUCAAGAAAAGUUCCCGAAAUUUGCAGGCCCUAAAAACGAACGACAAGAAGCCGUGGCGGCGGCGUUCAAGCACGCAUGGGCUGGUUAUAAAGAAUACGCGUGGGGGCACGACCAGCUGAAGCCGCAGUCAAAGGGCUAUUCCGACUGGUUCGACACCGGGCUGACGAUCGUCGACUCUUUGGACACGGCGAUUAUUAUGGGGCUAGAAAAUGAAGUAAAAGAGGGCACCGAAUGGAUCCACAAGGAGCUCAGCUUUGACAAGGACCGCUACGUCAACCUGUUUGAGAUUACGAUUCGUGUACUCGGUGGGCUACUGACAAACUAUCACUUGACUGGCGAUAAGAGCUUCAUCAAAAAAGCCGAAGACCUAGCAGGCCGAUUACUCGUCGGAUUUACCAGCUCAAAGUCUCCGGUGCCGUACAGCGAUGUAAAUCUGAAAACAGGAUCCGCAAAAGGACCUUCGUGGAGCGGUGAUAGCAGCCUUUCGGAGGUGACAACCCUACAACUCGAGUUCCGCGAUUUGAGCAGGGUGACAGGAAAUAAAACAUACGAGGUAACUACUUUUACAGUUUCUGAGCAUGUUCACGCGAUUGGCUGCGAGGAACAUGGCGGCCUUUGCGACAUGUUUAUCAAUGCCGAAUCCGGGAAAUUCAAACAAAAGACGACCAUCACCUUCGGAGCGCGAUCCGACUCGUAUUACGAGUACUUGCUGAAGCAAUGGCUGCAAACCGGAAAGAAGACGCAGUGGCUUAUUGAUGACUACGUCAAGGCUAUGUCUUCAAUGGACGAGAAAAUGGUGCGGCUCAGCGAGCCGAACAAGCUGCUUUACAUCGGCGAGCUGCUCCCGCCGGCUGAUAGCUUUUCGCCAAAAAUGGACCAUCUUGUUUGUUUCCUUUCCGGAACCCUCGGGCUUGGCGUACAAAACGGAAUGCCGGCUCGCCAUAUGGAAAUUGCAAAGGGCCUAGCUGAAGCCUGUAAUGCCAUGUAUCAAACUCCCACGGGACUUGCGCCCGAGAUUGCCUAUUUUAACUUGUUGCCCGGCAAAAAGGAGGACUUGUCGAUCAAGCCUCUCGACGCACACUGUCUGCUCCGGCCGGAAGCGAUUGAAGCCUGGUUCUACAUGUACAGAUUCACCGGCGAUAAGAAGUACCAGGAAUGGGGCUGGAAGGCGUUCGAGGCGAUCGAAAAGUACGCCAGACUAGCCGUCGGAUACUCGAGCGUGAAUAACGUGAAGAAAAUCCCGGUUACUUACAGGGAUUUAAUGGAGUCCUUCUUCCUUGCCGAGACCCUAAAAUACCUGUACCUGCUCUUCGACGACGAUCGCGAGCUGAUCCCGCUCGACAAAUGGGUCUUCAACACCGAAGGGCACCCACUUCCCAUCUACGACCAC
Messenger RNA from Mesorhabditis spiculigera, 1728 nucleotides. The record is from the annotation of a GenBank genome assembly. NCBI's taxonomy places the organism in Eukaryota, Metazoa, Nematoda, Chromadorea, Rhabditida, Rhabditidae.